AUGGGAUCUAAGGAGAUGCGAAAGCUGACAGUCGUGAGAUGUAUCACAUUUGCGGUUUCACGCAGUGUGAAAAUGUCCAUUUUCGUGAAGACCCGAACUCAUCAAGUAUGGUUCAUGCACAGUCUGCAUGCAGGCAUGCACAAGAUGCACAAGAAACUCGUACAGGUUGAAAUUCCGCCAAGCCACACCAACCCUGUUCCACCUUUUUUCCUCCCCUUCUUCCCGAGCGAGAUCCACCAGUCGAUCAUCACGGCUCCUGCUCGGGAAAAAGAAAUGAGGGAAAGGAGAGCCUGGGAGCAAAAGUCAGAUUUGACACCCCACGGCGAUAUAGGCGCCGGCUGGUGCCUGCUCGCAGCAGCACAGGGGGAAAAAUCACAACUUGGGUUACGUGACAUUAUCCCCGAGGAAGGAAGGAACCAUCGGCCACACCGCAUGGACUGGAAAAUCAGGAACGGAGCACCUAACGGGGCAGUGGAGCAGGUAUCACUACUAAGUGACUAG
Molecule: messenger RNA, 501 nt
Organism: Aspergillus costaricaensis CBS 115574
Lineage: Eukaryota; Fungi; Ascomycota; Eurotiomycetes; Eurotiales; Aspergillaceae
Exons: 7
Coding region: 1-501 (166 amino acids)
Source: RefSeq, a predicted model, not a curated record